Molecule: messenger RNA, 1674 nt
Organism: Fonsecaea pedrosoi CBS 271.37
Lineage: Eukaryota; Fungi; Ascomycota; Eurotiomycetes; Chaetothyriales; Herpotrichiellaceae
Exons: 2
Coding region: 1-1674 (557 amino acids)
Source: RefSeq, a predicted model, not a curated record
AUGCUCCCAACUCUCCUGUUAUGUUGUGUCUCGACAGUGUUAGCUACAAAUGAGUUAGUGCACCUUGACUACGCCUCUUACAAAGGCAGAGCUCUUGCAAAUGGUGUCACUCAAUGGCUUGGGAUGCGAUAUGCCGCAGCCCCAACGGGACCUUUGAGAUUCGCAGCGCCCCAAGACCCGCCCAUCGUCCAUGGCACUCAGCAGGCUAAUAAGCACGGUGACAUCUGCUUUGGGACGGGCAACAAUCCUCGUGACCCAAGCUUGUCCGAAGACUGUCUCUUCCUGGACGUCUAUGCUCCGAGUCAGGCAACCAACACCUCGAAACUGCCCGUCUACUUCUUCAUUCAGGGGGGUGGUUUCAACUUUAACUCAAAUGCAAAUUACAAUGGCAGCGGCCUGGUCUCCGCAUCCGGGCAUGGGAUGAUCGUUGUGACCUUUAAUUAUCGCGUGGGACCGUACGGGUUCCUUGCCAGUCGCGAGAUUCAAGAAUCACCGUCUGCCACCUUAAACAACGGUUUAUUAGACCAGCGCAAAGCGCUCGAUUGGGUGCAGAGGUACAUUACUCAUUUCGGCGGAGAUCCAAACCAUGUUGUUCUUGGGGGAGAUUCCGCCGGCGCUGCAUCCAUCGCCUACCAUUUGACGGCAUAUGGCGGGCGAAAUGACGGGUUGUUUGUCGCCGCAGCCGCCGAAUCCGUCAGUUUCGCGCCCAUGUUGACUGUCGAGGAAAGUCAGUACCAAUAUGACCACUUGGUGAAGAGUCUGGGCUGCACAUCUCGCACCACGAGUCAAGGUUCAACUGGCAAGGACACCACUGUGUCGUGUCUCCGCUCAAAGACAACGGCAGAGUUCCAGGCCCAAAACCACAAUCUGCCGUAUCCGGGAGCCCAAAACCCGCCCCUCUACAUGUGGAAUCCCGUCAUUGACGAUGGAAUGAUUCGAAACUACACCUACGCCGCCUUUGAUAGCGGCAAAUUCCUGCGUAUCCCCGUGCUGUUUGGCGACGACACCAACGGCGGGACGGUCUUCACCCCGCGGGGGACAUCCAGCCGGGCCCAGUCCAACACCUUCUUGCACGACCAGUUCCCGGACCUGACGUCCGACCAGCUGCAGCGCAUCGGCGAGCUCUAUCCCAACAAUGGCCCGCAAUUCCCCAACUCGGGCUCCUGGUGGCGUCAAGUCUCCAACGCCUACGGCGACAUGAGGUACAUGUGCCCGAACCUGUUCAUCGCGGCGAGCUACGCUCGCUACGGCGUGUCGGGCAACUGGAAUUACUGGUACAACGUGCAGGACGCCUCGCAGGUCCGCCAGGGCCUGGGGGUGCCGCACACGGUCGAGCUGUCCGCCAUCUGGGGUCCCGAGAACACAAACGGCGCGAGCCCGCCGAGCUAUCGUCGUGGUGGUCCCAACGCGUGGAUCGUCCCGCUGAUGCAGAGCUACUGGAUCAGCUUCAUUCGCACGCUGGACCCGAACCCGUUCAGGCUUCAGGGAGCCCCGACAUGGCAAGAAUUUACUCUCGCUGAUGAGGAGGGCGGUGAUGGUGCCACCGCAGCAACAACAGACUGGCUGCGAAUGUUCUUCGACACGGCCGACACGACGGGCAUGGCCGAGGUCAGCGCCUCCGUCAGGAAGAGAUGUCAGUACCUCAACUCGAUCGGCAUAGCUCUCAAACAAUAA